UGCCCUUUUACAAUUUACAUGAGUUAGGUAACCGUUUUUUGUGUACGAAGCGGUCCCUUCGGGAUCAGCUGUUCGCGCAUGUGCAUCUGGCGCCGCGGGGGGCUCCGCCAUUGACGUCGCGCCGGGCGUCGGGCGCAUGUCCUUCGCGCAUUAACUGGAAAGCGUUCGCUGGACACACACGUAGCCGCGCGCGCGUUAACCUACGUGUUUAUCAGUGCAUUGUUUAGGUGACUGCGUCAGUGGGAGUAGUUAGCGGAGCGCCCCACUGGGCCGGUCGCCAGCAUGGACGCGCUUUUGGCAGCGCUCGUCGCCCUCAUGGCAUUAGCCGCCGCGAUGGCCGCCGUGCUCAGCACGCUCUCGAAAGCGGCGAUACUCGCGAUCCUCGCGAUAGCGCCUUGUGUGUACCGAUACAGGAAACGGAUUUAUGUGAUCGUGAAAACCUUGCCCAGGGAUACCAAAUUCCUAUGGCGGUAUGCAAACGCAAUGAUCCGCUCCAAACGGUGGGGCCGACAGAACCGCACCGUGGCAGACCUCUUCACGCAACGCGCCCUCAAGAACCCCGAUGCGCCGUGCUUCAUCAUGGUCGGCGAAAAGACUUGGACCUUUCGAGAGGUUGCGGAAUUCUCCAACCAAAUAGCGCGGGUGAUGCAGGAACACAUAGACUUGAAGCGCGGUGACGUCGUGUGUGUGUUCAUGCCCAACUGCGCUGAAUACGUGUGCACAUGGCUCGGCAUGUCCAAGCUCGGCGCCGUGUCGGCCCUCAUCAACAGCAACCUACGGCAUCGCCCGCUCUUGCACUGCAUUCAAGUGGCCAAGGCUAAGGCGAUCAUUUAUUCCGAAUCAUUGGCUGAUGCCGUCGCAGAAUUAGGCGAUCAGCUUCCUCCAGAACUGAAACGCUUCCAGCUGAACGGCGAGUGUGCGGCAGGUGUCAUUGACCUCCGCGCUGAGAUGUACAAGCAUCCACCAGAAUACCCCGUAGUGACCGACAAGCCACAGUACAGAGAUACACUUCUGUACAUUUACACAUCGGGCACCACAGGAAUGCCUAAGGCUGCUGUUUUGCCAAAUUCCAAGUACCUGCUGAUAGUGGUGGCGACGGUGCACAUGCUGGGCCUGAAGCCGUGGGACGUGAUGUACAACCCGCUGCCGCUGUACCACACGGCGGGCGGGCUGGUGGGCACGGGCGCGGCGCUCGUGGACGGCAUCCCCUCCGUGCUGCGGACCAAGUUCUCCGUCACCAACUACUGGACCGACUGCAUCAAGUACAACUGCACGGUGGCGCAAUACAUCGGCGAGAUGUGCCGCUACCUGGUGUCGGUGGCGCCGCGGCCGACGGACGCGCAGCAUCGCGUGCGCAUCAUGGUCGGCAACGGCAUGCGACCGCACAUCUGGCAACAGAUUGUCGACAGGUUCAAAGUGCCGCAGAUAAAUGAAAUAUACGGCGCGACGGAGGGCAACGCGAAUAUCAUAAACGUGGACAACACGCUGGGCGCAGUGGGCUUCCUACCCAAGCUGGUGCCCACCUGCCUGCACCCCAUCGCGCUGGUGCGCGCCGACGACAACGGCGAGCUGGUGCGAGGGCCCGACGGCUUCUGCAUUCGAUGCAAGCCUAACGAGCCGGGCAUGUUCAUCGGCCUGAUCGCGCAGGGGAACGCGUCCAGGGAGUACUAUGGAUAUGUUGACAAGAGUGACAGUAAUAAGAAGCUAGUGCGUGACGUGUUCCGUCGUGGCGACGCGGCGUUCGUGAGCGGCGACAUCCUGGUGGCGGACGAGCUCGGCUACCUGUACUUCCGCGACCGCACGGGCGACACCUACAAGUGGAAGGGCGAGAACGUGGCCACGGCCGAGGUGGAGGACGCCAUCCGCGCCGCCUUGGACCAACCGGCAGUCGUCGUUUAUGGAGUUUCCAUACCUCAGACCGAGGGUCGGGCUGGCAUGGCGGCGGUGGCGGUGUCGGCGGACGCGCUGGACUUGAAGGCGCUGUCCCGCGCGCUCGACCACUCCCUACCGUCCUACGCGAGACCACUGUUCCUGCGCCUCAUGUCAGACAUCGAGAUCACUAGUACAUUCAAAUUAAAGAAACGGCAAUACCAGAAGGAAGGUUUCGACCCUGACGUGAUCAAAGACCCGCUAUUCUUCAGAUCGGGGGCAGACUUCACGCCGCUCACUACUCAGCUCUUCAAUGAUAUAUGCAACGGUCGCUAUAAACUAUAGAACUUUUUCACGCUGUACUUAUGACCAAAUUAGCACCAACAUUUUUUUGUAAGAAGUUGAGGCUGAGUUACUAUCACCUGAGAGUCUAGCCGCUUAAAAGCCCCGUACAUCGAGAGGGCAAAUCUGGCAAACCUGCGUCAGUUCGGUUUUACAGGAUGCGUGCAUACACGAAACAAUCUCAGCAGUUCAUUCGAUGUGUGAAUCUAAUUAAACCGUUUUAUU
Molecule: messenger RNA, 2436 nt
Organism: Maniola jurtina (meadow brown)
Lineage: Eukaryota; Metazoa; Arthropoda; Insecta; Lepidoptera; Nymphalidae
Product: long-chain fatty acid transport protein 4-like
Exons: 12
Coding region: 283-2214 (643 amino acids)
Biological process (GO): triglyceride homeostasis
Cellular component (GO): endoplasmic reticulum
Molecular function (GO): long-chain fatty acid transmembrane transporter activity; long-chain fatty acid-CoA ligase activity
Source: RefSeq, a predicted model, not a curated record